AGGUCUCAAAAAAUAAAUAGAUUGAAAAAGUUAACGAAGUCUAGAUUCCUAUCAGUUUAACUAUUUCAUCUUGAAUAAUCUCAUCAGUCAUCGCUCAUUAUAACUAUUUAUCUAAACUCUUGCUGUCAAGUUAUCUAGAACCAACUCUAAAUUAGCAACAAUCUCAUUUAUAACUUAAUGAUGUAUUGAACUUCCUUAGAACAGAUUGAUUUUGGAUAAAAAUUGUUAAUAUCAGAAGGAAACAGCCUUUAAGUACUAAUUCACUAUGAAACAAAAUAAAUUCGAAAGGAUUUCUAAAAUAACAAAAUCAUUAGAAUAAUAAUUGUAAUUCCAAUAUAUCGAAGAAAUACAAGUCCUUUGAUAGCUCAAGUAAGACCAAGUAGGUUAGAGGAUACUUACAAUUUGAC
Messenger RNA from Paramecium octaurelia, 407 nucleotides. The record is from the annotation of a GenBank genome assembly. Lineage: Eukaryota; Ciliophora; Oligohymenophorea; Peniculida; Parameciidae.